AUGGUCACAGAAACUCGCAAGGGAAACACAGACCGCAACUCCGCUGUUUCUAUAGAGUUCACACUGGGUGGAACAGGGAGCCCGAACGUCGACAUUUUUGCUGACUCAUUGAGUCCAGAGUGUGCGAUGCAUGAAGAAGAGGAGGACGUCUCUACGAGUGACUCUAGACUGGACGUUACCGAACAGAAGGAAGAGGGCAAUCAGGAGCAAACAGUGGACGACGAGCCGCCGACACGCAACGUUCUGCUCAAAGCGCGACCGCACGUGUUCGCCGUGUUCGAGCUGCUGACGCUGGUGGUCGUGGCGACGUACGCCUACUACAACCCCAAGCGCUGGCCGUGGCCCCUGCAGCUGAGCUGCGCCAGUCUGGACUGUUUUAACGUGCAAGCAGAGCUGCACUCGUCCAUGGACCUGAGCGCCGAACCGUGCGACGACUUCUACCAGUACGUGUGCGGACACUGGGCCGAGGGUCACUCGCGCUACCAGGACCAGUUCCGAUACCUGGAGGCGAAGGUGUACAUGAAAGUGAACGACAAGCUACGCGAGCGUUUCGAGGACCUGCCCCAGCCAAGCAAGCCCCUGAGCACGUCCGACAAGGCGGUCAUGAGCUACGUGGCCUGCACCGAGGUGCUGCAUCGGGGCAUCGACGUUCCCUGGCUCAUCGACAGCCUGCUGUUCCUGGGAAAUGACAAGCCGGGUCACUUCCUCGCCACUUCCGGGAGCAAGAACGCUUCCGCCGAGGCGCUCGCCACGCUCGUCUCGCUCGCCAUGGACUACGACCUGGACGUGCUCUUCGAAGUGGUCCUCACUCCUGAUCUCACGUCCCAGCGCCGAAGCGUGCUGAGCGUGGCCCACAGUUCGUCCCUGCUGCGCUGGAAGCGGCAUCGCGAGCGCUACCUGACGGCCGAGUCGACUGCUCGCUGUGUGCGCCAGUUCACGAGCGUCAUGUCGUGCAACUGCAACCCGGAACCGGGCCUGACGGUCGCGCUUGUCACCAUGGACGCUGAGGUGACCGCCAAGAUGGCCGCCUCCGCAGCGACAUCCGCCGGAAAAGGCGCACACAUUCGGUUCCGCGACGUUCCUUCCGCUCACGCCACAGUCUGGCUGCGUGCGGUUCGUGACAACCUCAAGGCGGCGAUCAAGGACGACGAUGAGGACGAUCCAAAGGAGACCUUACCCCGGAAGGCUUCCGGCUCCGCCAGACGUGGUGACCGCCAGGCCUGGAACCUGACCGGCGACAGCAUGCUGUACACAACCGACCCGAGGCUCUUCGGCCUGAUAGACGAGACAUUGACACUGCAUCCGGAGUCGCACGUGCGCUUUUACGUCGCCUUCCAGGUUGUGCGAGCUCUGGCGCCGUUCGCUUCGUACCGCCUCACACAGUCGCUGUUUAGCGACGACAACGCGACGGCCGUGUACCUGUAUGUGGCUGACGCAUGCGCAGCAGCCGCCAGCAAGCUCACCUCUUUCGCCCUGGCGACGUUCGUCUUUCAAGGUGUGAUGACGGCGCGCCGAGUGCAGCUCGCACACGAACAGGUUGACGCGCUGCGAAACGAGACGAUGGCGUCCUUGUCGUGGCUCGAGCGCGGCGAGCAAGAGGCGGCUCGCCAGCGGUUGUCCUCCCUGCGCUCGGUGGUCGCCUGGCCCGAACGGCUCAACUCCAGCGAUGCCCUGGACGCUUACUUCGCCGACCUACCGGACUUCCGCGGCUACUACGUCGAGGUCUACCUGGACUCGGUCAAGGCCCUCAGGAAGAGGGACAAGCUGCGACUGCUGUUUGCGGCCGACUCCAGUGGUGUCGCCAACGUUACGGGACAGCUCGCUGGGCUCCCUGAAGAAGUCGCUCCUAUUCAAGGAUUCAGGCCGUCAGUGCGGUACAGUCCUUGGCUGGACAGCCUGCUCAUAUCACCGGGAACGCUGUUCGAGCCGGUCCUGUUUGCUGCCGAUAGUGACAACCAGACGGUGAUCGACGACGUUGGAGACGGCAACAACGCCACGGCAGCUGCUGAGGGCAUGGUGGUGGCUCUGGCCCUGGCCGGACUCGGUCACCUCGUGGCGCACGAACUGUGGCACGCGGCGCUCGGCGAGCGCACCGCGGGCACCUCGCCGGAGCCGGACAUCACCCUGACCGGAGCUCGAGUCCGCAGGCAUGCCUGUCUCACCGACGUCUAUAAAGGAGCCGCGGGCGUCGCCGGCAUUGGGACCGCGAAGAACACCGUAGCAUCGCGUCUCACUAAGGGGGCCUCCGAGAACCUGGCCGACGUCGCCGGACUCCAGGUGGCGUACGCGGUGUACGCUGCUUCCGCGGCCGACCACGGAGCAGCCGCCACCAAGAGCGAGACCAAGGCGGGUAACGCUACGGGGGCUGGCUCGUGGAUCUCCCGGGUCACGGGGUUCACAGAACGCGAGCUGUUCUUCAUCGCCUCCUGUUUCAAGUGGUGCGCGUCCGUGGCGGACGACGUGGUGUCGGGCUCGCUGGGCUUCACGCCCGCGCGGUUGCGUUGCAACGUCCCCGUGGCUUUGACCAGUGGCUUUGCCGAGACGUUCGGAUGCAGCAAGGAGCACCGAAUGUCCCGCAUCGCCGCAAAUUACUCGUGCACUUCACCCGGAAAGCCGAUCGCGCCUUCAAUCCCUGUGUCUACCGGAAGGAAGCUUUCCGGUGUCGAUACUGUCAAGACGAAGACUGCACCUUGACGAUCGAUGCUUCGUUUGAUCGACUGGCGUCGACGUUUCCAUUACAACUAUUUCGUUCAUUUAUGGUGCAUAGCAGAAUUUCGCGAGAGCGCAUUAUCAGUGAAAGUGGACGCUGCAGCUCACUGCGACCUCUUUUAUUAAACGGUUUGAGCAUGACUGUUCGCAAUUAAUA
This is a messenger RNA of Rhipicephalus sanguineus (brown dog tick), 2866 nucleotides long. RefSeq lists its product as uncharacterized. Gene Ontology annotation, cellular component: plasma membrane. NCBI's taxonomy places the organism in Eukaryota, Metazoa, Arthropoda, Arachnida, Ixodida, Ixodidae. The record is from RefSeq and is a predicted model, not a curated record. Gene Ontology annotation, molecular function: metalloendopeptidase activity. The transcript has 11 exons. The coding region runs from base 1 to 2694 and encodes 897 amino acids. Gene Ontology annotation, biological process: protein processing.